Molecule: messenger RNA, 3342 nt
Organism: Austrofundulus limnaeus
Lineage: Eukaryota; Metazoa; Chordata; Actinopteri; Cyprinodontiformes; Rivulidae
Product: cold shock domain-containing protein C2
Exons: 4
Coding region: 321-788 (155 amino acids)
Biological process (GO): regulation of mRNA stability
Cellular component (GO): cytoplasm
Molecular function (GO): mRNA 3'-UTR binding
Source: RefSeq, a predicted model, not a curated record
UUGAUCCAAUAUGGCAACUUUCAAGACAGCAGCCAUGUUCUGGACAUAGUCUAAAAGACUGCCCCCCUCACCAAUUAUUUAUCGAGUGUAUUGGGUGUCCUGAGGCUUUGGACUCACCUUGUAUUUAUGCAAAUCUUCUUGACAGACUUGAAGUGACAGCGCUGGSCUGGUUACCGGCUGCGUGUCCACAGUGUGGUGUGUCCCCUCCGAGCAGAGAGCAGAGGACAGACAGGAGAACAUCAGUCGCCUGAGGAGCAGUUACCACAGUCGGCUCAGAGCAUCCUCCUCCUUCUCGGCCCGUCAUCUCUUAAUCGUUYAACAUGACGGAUCCAAAUCUCACAUCGCCCUCCAGGACCCCGCUGCGCUCCCCACACACCCCUCUCAGCCUCUCUUUCCCCUUCCCGAGGGAGGGGAGCCGGCUGUGGGAGGAAGGACAGGAGCCUCCCCUUCCACGGGAMCUGCCGAGCCCACUGCCAACCAAACGCACCCGGACCUACUCAGCAACGGUUCGCGCUCACUCAGGUCCGGUUUUUAAAGGCGUGUGUAAGAACUUCUCCAGAUCACAAGGCCAUGGUUUCAUCCAGCCUUCCCACGGUGGCGAGGACAUCUUUGUUCACAUCUCAGACAUCGAUGGGGAGUACGUCCCGGCUGAGGGAGACGAGGUCACGUACAAAGUGUGCCGGGUCCCGCCUAAGAACAUUAAGGUACAGGCUGUGGAGGUGAAGAUCAUACAUCUGAAGCCUGGGACAAAACAUGAGACCUGGUCUGGACAGAUCAUCAGCUCAUAGGACCUGAGCACUCAGACACUCAGGGUCACAUAUCUGCUCUGGGACUCAUUCCUUUCUUUGCUCUGUGCAAACAUGUUCUCUGAGAUGUUUUUUAAUUCUGCACAGUAAAGUGCUCAAAGUUACUGAGGGGGUAAAAUUAAAUAGUCAUUAGGGAUGAACUGUUCUGUUUAAACUGGCUCUAUUUUGGACCAGGGGUGCUACCAAGGGCUGGUCCAAGUAGGGUAAUGGCCCCCCUCCUAUAAUUUUCUGUUUGCUCAUAAACCAGCUAAUCGACUUUAGCYACCACAAUAUCUCCGUAACUGUGUCUUUUACACAUAUUGAGUCAGAAUCAGGUGUGUUUGUAGAUGAGAACCCUUUGAGACCUAACAGAUUGUGCAAGAUCUUUGUUUGAAACUUUUGCAUGCAAGGCAGUGGGUGAUGUGCAUUAUUUCAARGGAUGAUAGUUUUAAUUACAAAUGUGAAUUUAGCAGAAGAGAGAACAAGUUUCGGUUCAGAAUUUCCCUUAUACUCACAUUGCAAUAUUUGUAAAUAAAAAAACAACAACAUAAUAUUUCAACAAUCAGCUUUGGUAAGCUAGGGUUAGAGCAUCAAGCUCCCCACCUUCAGCUGUGGCGACUAGCAUGGCCCCUCCUGCAGUGGGUGGGCCAUCAGGAAAGCAAAACUAUGUAGCUCAUUCAGGCUGAGCCUAACUUGGCCUCCUGGGUAAAGAUCCAGUCACCAGGUGCUCGCAGACAAGCUCCUCCCCCAGGCCUGGCUCCUGGGUGGGGACUUUAAAGCGUUUGCUGUCUUCUGUCCAUACAAGCACUACAAAUCAUUCUUCGUGUGGCCUGUCACUUACAGGACCAAUCUGCCUUGGGAGACCCUACCAAGGUUGAUUGCUCCCAACUAUUUGCAGAUGAUGUGGUCCUGUUGGCGUCUUUGUGCCGUCAUCUCCAGCUCUCACUGUAGCGAUUUCCAGCCUGUGAAACAGUUGGGGUGAGGAUCAGAACCUCCAAAUCUGAGGCCAUGGUUGUCAGUCGGAAAAGGGUGGAUUGCUCUCUCUGCGUUGGUGGUGAGUUCAUGAGUGAGGGAAGAAUGGAACGUGAGAUGUUGAUAGAUGGAUCAGUCCUGCUUAGGCAGUAUUUUGGACUCUGUACUGGUCUGUUGUGGUGAAGAGGGAGCUAAUCUGGAAGGUGAAGCUCUCUUUUCAUCAAUUGAUCUGCGUUUCUAUCCUAACCUAUGAUCACAAUCUUUGGGUGAAAUCCGAAAGAAUGAGACUGCAAAUGCAGGUAAUAAAGAUACGUUUUCUCUGAAGGGUGACUGGAUUCUGUUUUAGAGUGAGACGUUAAGCUAUCCAGGAGAGACUCAGAGCAGAGCCGCUGCUCCUCCACAUCUAGAGGAGUCAGUUGAGGUGAUUCAGGCCUCUGGCAAGGAUGAUCCCACCAUGCCUUCCUAGGGAGGUGUUCCAGGCAUGUCCAACUGGGAGGAGACCCCAGGGAAGACCCAGGACAUGAGGAGAGACUAGGUCUCUCAGCUGGUCUGGGAACACCUUAAGUCCUCUUAGAAGACAUGGGUGUGGAAAAAGAGGUCUGGACAUUUGUGCUCGUGCUGCUGCCCCCUYGACCCGACUCCGAAACAAAUGGCAGAAACUGAAUUUCUGUUUAUAAUGUAACUGGGUCUGGGAUCAAACAUUAAGCAUGUUUCCAACUAAACUUUAAACUUGAUUGUAGCACAGAUGUAACACGACUAACGCUGAAUUUAGUUCUACUUCCCUUUUUUAGCAGCUGUUUUCUGUUCUUCAAAGUUUUCACAAUCACAUGUUGGUUGAAAGUGAGUCAGAUGACUUAUUGUAACCUGCACUGUUAAUGAAGAGCAGGUUUCAGAAAAAUGAGUAGAAACGCUGCAGGCGAUAGUGGAUGUGAAAGAACACGAUUGCAAGAUUACAGUUGAAAACAAGCAAAACCACAAGUACUUAAAUCCUCAUGAUCACCUUUUGGUUUUAGGUCCUUUAAAAAACAAACAGCCAAAAGAAGAGGGGUUUGUAGUAAAAAUGAAAAGUCAUGUAAAUAAGURUGAAAUGAAAGUUACUGUAAACUUUAUAAAAUGUGCUUCAUCAUAAAACUGUUUUUCAGAUAGUAAAACCAGCUGCUGUCUUUUCAGAACUUUAAGCACWAAAGAUCAGCAAACAUCUUCCAUAAAAUGCAAACCCUUUACUGUAUUAUCUUAGUAGUUCUGUUUAGUUCAUAUAUGUCGUACAGGAUUUAUGUUUUUAGUACAGUGAGAAAUAUGACACUUAACUGUGAAUACAUGAGUCUAGACAUCACAGUUAAAUUUGGGAGAUGAAUUCCUGGAAAGGAGAAGCAUCUCGAUUGUCCAACUUGUCUCACUAGAUGUAAAUAUUCAGAUUGAACAAUGUUCUGYACCUUUCCAUUCCACAGUCUCUACCCAUCAUAUCUGUCAGUGUCACUGCCUGUAAAGGUGUUUCUGUGUGAAUUUCUGAGGACAAAUUCUCACRCUGUCACAAAAACUGAAUUUUGAAAAAAUAAAAUAAAACAAAUAAAAAAACUAAGUAUAA